AUGGAGCGCAAUUCAUCUUUUUUUGCCGGUAUAGUUCUAUGUGAUUGUCAGAAAAUCUUGAAUGAUGUUUUCGCCGAUUAUGCGCAGCGUCAGCAGAAACUGUUCGAAGUGUAUUAUUGGUUAUUAAAAUACUACGUGAGCAGAUGUUCAUUUGCUGAGGCAAUGCGCAUCACUUCGUAUACUGAUAUUCUCAUCGGUAGACAGAAAAAAGAUAUCGUUAUCUCUACAUCACUCGUAGUAGAUUUCACACGUGUCCAAGCUCAAGUCGCUUCGUUGUGGUACGUGAUGGGUGACUACCAGAGCGCAGUGACAUUUUGUUUUAAAGCUGUGAAUGUUGCGAGGAAUUGUAAUGCAGGACUUGAGGGCCAAGUGGAACUGCUCUCUGUCACAGCGAAAAUCCUCGUCUUCAAGAAGCAUUUUGCUCUUGCACUGAAAUGCAUUCGUUUCGCUCUGGCGCUUGUACUCAGACAUCCACACCUCGAAGUGCUGCUCUUUUCUGUUCUCUCCGAUUUCACCGAGUGCUUGCUGAAAUCAGAUAGUGUCGAUAUGGCUCUAGACGUCUCCAUUCUAUUGCUCAGUCGGGCGGAACAGUACUACGGCAGAAAUUCUCUUCAUGGAGCACAAGCGAAGUUCGUUUAUGCCCGUGCUGCAUUUGAGUAUUUGCACGAUUUUUAUGGCUUUUACCGCAUUGGCAGGAUGGAUUAUAUGCAGACACAAUAUUUUUGCAAUAAAUAUGCACAUGCAGCAGCAGAAUUUAACAGACUGAACCUGGAUGAAGAAAACCACCAGCGUCUUUACUCCGAUCUUUUGGAAGGUCAGCUCGAAGUGGAGCGCGCUAUUGUAGCCCGGAAGGAGCCGGAAAGAUUGCAUGAGAUAUUGAAAAGACACCGGCAUGCAAUUGAGAAGUUUGAAAAUUUAAAAGCCAACAAUGCCCACUCCGCAGAGGCCUAUCAUUCUCUUGGCGAGCUCUACAAGUUACUCAAAGAAUACCACAUGGCGGAGGCAAUGUACGGUGCUGCUAUCGCAAUUAAAAGAAAAGUUUACGGCUGUGAUACGCCUGAAGAAUCGCUUACAUUGGGUCGACUUGCUGAACUACAUUUAAAGAUGCUUAAGAAUCCAGCGAAGGCGUUAUCUCUUUAUCAGAAAUGUCUUCAAAUCGGAAGGCCGAGACGCCCGGAUAGUUUUAGUGAUGUUUUGCUUGGAUGCACCUUUUGGUCGGGAACAGCUGUACCAGAUUCGUCGCUUGAAAACUGCAUAUUUCCAACAGAUACCUAUCGCUUGUUAAUUGUAUUAGUGCCGUUGCCUCGGCGACAUAUUAUAGUUGGCCCAUAAUUAUCCACAUUUGGCGAGCGAUGUACCAGACUUGGCUUUAUUUACAACGGAAUAUCAGUUGCGUAUCGCUCCCUCAAAUCUCCGGAUUUAGCGCUACAGUACCGCAGGAAGUUUUAUCAGUGGAAAAGUGCUAUGAAUGAAAAUGAAACCAAUCAGCCAAAGCACCCCUUUGCAGAAGCACUAUCCAUCACAGCUUCCUUUGAGGAACUUCUUACUGAAUGUCACACGCUUCUUAAAACACAGCAUUUGUAA
This is a messenger RNA of Gongylonema pulchrum, 1584 nucleotides long. The record is from the annotation of a GenBank genome assembly. NCBI's taxonomy places the organism in Eukaryota, Metazoa, Nematoda, Chromadorea, Rhabditida, Gongylonematidae.